CUUUGUAAUUCCGGCUGACUUGGUUAGUUAUCGCUCGGCUUUAGCUUGAACUUCAUGUGACAAACUCCCGACCUGCCGCGUCUUAAAAGAUCAUGACAAGCCAGCGGAUAGUAAGAAAGGAAGAAAUGUUCGGCGGCUUGAAAGUUAACCCGAGUUUCAGAGAAACGGUCAUGAAAAGUCGUUGGUUUCUUUCUCAUUGAGGUCGAAAUCUAGCUAGUAGGACCGAACAACUUCUGCCCGAGCGCCAGUCGUUGCUGGGGCGGCGAGAUCAACGCUCAAAGAAGCCUGUUUUAUUUUUAUUUUUUUUACAUUUCACAGACUUGGGAGUAGUUAUUUAAUUCGCCGCAAUGCUGACGUUUUUUGGACAGAGAGCUCUCCGACGGGUUGUACAGAAGUUGCCGUCGGUUCCUGCGAGGCAGGCGGUGGUAGCGCCGAGGCUGCCGGGGAUAGUGCGACCCACACCCAGCCGCUGCCUGGGAACACAUGGGAGAAACGAGCCGAAGGAGCCGCUCAACUCCCCCAAGAGAGCCAAAGAGUUUAUUUACCGCCUCCACCCGAACGAGAGGACGUGUUUACUGAAGGAGCUGCAGAGUUUCGAGUCCAUAGCCAUCGCUCAAGAAACCCUGGAGACCUCGCCGCUGACUACAGCCCAGAUCAGAUAUGUUUUGUUCCACAACGCCCUCCCCUUUGUUGGAUUUGGUUUCCUUGAUAAUGCCAUCAUGAUUGCAGCAGGAACACAGAUUGAGCUCUCUAUCGGAGUCACUCUGGGGAUCUCCACCAUGGCGGCUGCGGCUCUGGGGAACCUGGUUUCAGACUUGGCAGGUCUCGGUCUUGCAGGUUAUGUGGAGGCUCUGGCUUCCAAACUGGGGAUGCAGGUUCCAGAUCUGACGCCCAAACAGGUGGACAUGUGGCAGACCAGGCUCAGCUCUCACAUGGGUAAAGCCAUCGGGGUGUCCAUCGGCUGUAUUUUGGGGAUGUUCCCGCUGUUUUUUCUGGGCGACGACGACGAGAAGGAGAAAGAAGCACAACCCUGCAGUGACAAAGAAUCACCUUCUUCCUAACGAGCCACUACAGCUUCACAACAAUCACACCUACAGACUGGAUACUGCUGAUGUCAACUUGAAAGUAUUUACAGUUGGGUGUUUCUCUCUGUGCUCCUGCUCAGGCAACGUUCCUACUUCUUUUAGUCUCUAAAGCAGUUUGUGUUAACUUUACUGUCUUAUAAUGAUAUUUAGCUCCAUCACAACUUUAGCACUUUUAAGCUUCUUUUGAUGCACCUUCAGGACAUACCGUCUGUUAGUUCCGUAUAUCGGUUUUAAUGGGAGGUCUCACUCUUAAAAUUUUGACGAGGGAUGGGUGCUGUAGGGAUCUUAUCGUCAUCGAUUCUUCAUAUUAAUCUUAACCUCUUUCUGGACUUCAUUAUUGACCUGUUUGAUAGAUUGUUGGUUAUUUAAAGCUGAACAGCAGCUGCUUUGGCAACAACUGACAAGUAAGAUUCUCUGAAGUAAUUUGCUUUCGAGACAUCAUUAUUAGGGGACAUGUUUCCUGAUGAGGGAUGGUGUAAUGAUGACAUUAGGUGGGUGGUGUAACAGUAGCACAAGUAGAGAAAAGUCAUAAAGUGAGCACCGCAAUAUGUGUUUAUUUAUAUGGAUGCACUUUAAAGAGGUGGUAUUAUGCUAAUUUUUAGGUUCAAAAUCGUAUGUAGGGCUUGUACCUGAACAGGUUUACGUGGUUUAAUUUUCAAAAAACACAAUAUUUUUUUUCAUACUGCACAUUGCUGCAGCUCCUCUUUUCACCCUGUGUUGAAGGCUUCGUUUUAGCUAUGGAGUGAUACAUCUUGUCUCUAAAUGAUCUUUGUUAGGAGUUGCACAUGCGCAGCUCCUAGUUGAGGACUACUAGCCAAUCAGAAGCAGAGAAGGGUGUGAGUGAGAAGCCCGUAAACAGCUUAGAUUUAGCUGAAGGCUACAUGUUGCCGACCUGCUUGGCAACAUGGACUGGAGCGAGAGUGUCAGAGCGGUGAGUUAUUAAUCUGUAACAAAAGUAUCUUUCAUCCGUAAAGUUUUAACUGAGCUCUGUCUCUACAUC
Molecule: messenger RNA, 2085 nt
Organism: Micropterus salmoides (largemouth bass)
Lineage: Eukaryota; Metazoa; Chordata; Actinopteri; Centrarchiformes; Centrarchidae
Gene: tmem65
Product: transmembrane protein 65
Exons: 7
Coding region: 348-1061 (237 amino acids)
Biological process (GO): cardiac ventricle development; regulation of cardiac conduction
Cellular component (GO): mitochondrion
Source: RefSeq, a predicted model, not a curated record